ACUAUCGAAUCGGAAACUUCUAUAGUAAAAAAACCAGUUAUUACAUUUAUUACAUUAGUAUGUUAUGAUCGAUUUGAAAAGCCACAUAAAAAAUUGGAUAGUGUAUUAGCUAUUCCAUAUGAUAUUGAUAAUAUAAAAGACUUUGGAAGCAUUGAAAAGGAAAUUUUAUUAUGUACUCUUCCCAAACAAUGGGGAAAGAUUGAGCUUGGCCAUAUUUGCUAUCAACUGUCUAAUACAUCUAAAGCUAAUCAUUAUGAUUUGAAAGCAGAUGGUGCAAUUGUAGCAUUUAUUAAUGAAAUAAAAUUUAAAAAAAAUAUACAGUUAUGUGUUUAUCAAGAUACUGAAUCUUAUAGAACUAAUAAAAGAAUUCGUGUAA
Molecule: messenger RNA, 376 nt
Organism: Dentiscutata heterogama
Lineage: Eukaryota; Fungi; Glomeromycota; Glomeromycetes; Diversisporales; Gigasporaceae
Source: the annotation of a GenBank genome assembly